Molecule: messenger RNA, 910 nt
Organism: Myripristis murdjan (pinecone soldierfish)
Lineage: Eukaryota; Metazoa; Chordata; Actinopteri; Holocentriformes; Holocentridae
Product: immunoglobulin kappa light chain-like
Exons: 5
Coding region: 1-825 (274 amino acids)
Source: RefSeq, a predicted model, not a curated record
AUGAUGAUGUCACAGAUUCUCCUGCUGGGCACCCUGGGGCUCCUUGUUCAGGAUUCAUCAGGAGAAAUCACUGUGACUCAGUCUCCUGGAUCUCAGUCUGUUAGUCCAGGACAGACUGUCUCUAUCAGAUGUAAAGCCAGUUCAGGUGUUGGUAGCUAUCUCGCCUGGUAUCUUCAGAAACCUGGAGAAGCUCCUAAACUCCUGAUUUAUUAUGCCACAACCCUUCAGUCUGGAGUUUCUAGUCGUUUUAGUGGAAGUGGAUCUGGGACUGACUUCACUCUGACCAUCAGUGGAGUCCAGGCUGAAGAUUCAGGAGUUUACUACUGUCAGCAGGGUUACACCCCGUACACACAGCCUCUGGAGUUGAAGGGAACACAGAGACUAAAUACACUAAGUAAUGGGACAGAGGUGAAACUCAUCAGGGCGUGGCAGCAUAAUCACAGUGGAGCGAACACACACAGGGCAGGAAGUCAAGUUGUCAGAAAGGAGAGGAGAGGUGACGCCCCUCCCACCCUGACGGUGCUGCCCCCCUCCAGCGAGGAGCUGCAGCAGGGGAGGGCCACGCUCAUGUGUCUGGCCAACAAGGGCUUCCCCUCAGACUGGAGGCUGGCCUGGAAGGUGGACGGCAGCAGCAGCAGCAGCAGCAGCUGGGAGCAGAGCAGGAGCCCCGGGGUGCUGGAGAAGGACGGCCUCUACAGCUGGAGCAGCACCCUGAGGCUCACUGCAGACCAGUGGAGGAAGCUGGGCUCUGUCACCUGUGAGGCCACCCAGGGCUCCCAGGCUCUGCAGGCCGAGACACUGAGGAGAGACCAGUGUCCCCAGUAACUGACCUGACUCACUGGGACUCCUGCUACUGGUUUCACUCUGCAGCUGCUCUCACUCUGCACUCUGCCUCAUGUCUCUCUCUCUC